Striga asiatica is the source of this 444-nucleotide messenger RNA. The record is from the annotation of a GenBank genome assembly. NCBI's taxonomy places the organism in Eukaryota, Viridiplantae, Streptophyta, Magnoliopsida, Lamiales, Orobanchaceae.
AUGGUCACCGGCGUCUGCCCGUCGCGGUAUCUGUGGCCACAACAACGGCGCUUUCUAUGGCGACAUGAACCAGGCUCGCAGACUCGCCGUCGACCACUGGAGCCGUCAAACUCCGCCGGCAACGUCCUCGACCGCCGGAGGGACUCUUUGAGACAACGGCGGUGGCAGCCGUCAAACUUCGUCGUCGUCCUCGUCUACAGCGUACUUUUCAUCCGACGAAGGUCUCCAUCUUCAGCAUUAGUAGAAUCGCCGGCGAGAAUCGCCGAUGGUGGCGGGGCGACUACACAUCAGGCGACAAAUACUUCAGUCGUGGUUGUUCAAGGAUUUGAUUGCAAUUCUCCUUCGUCGUCACCAUCCUCAGGCCACUUCUCGUCUGCCGUUGCUUCUCUCUGGCCGCCACCUCUCACGGCGGUGGCUGGUCUGAUUCCAGCGAGAGCAUACUGA